CGUGGUAAAAGAGUCGGAUCUUCUUUGGGAGCCGUGGUAAAAGAGCCAAUUUUCAUAAAAGAGCCGAACUUCCCAUCACUACUAUGAGGCAGGAGGAGGAGGAGGAGGAUAUCACACAUCCGCCCGGAGACGCCUCCUUCUCCAGCGGGCUGCAGGAGCGCGUCCGUCGUCUGUGUCCUGACCCCAGACCCCGGUGAUAGAACCGAGGACCGGGGAGCCCUGAGAGUCACACCGCGGCGGAGCUUUAACCUCCGCCGCCAUGGACUAAGCAGAAUCCCGCAGAGAGUCCUCUUCAGUCCCCGGGACCCCUCCCCUCCUCCAGGUGGCGUCAUGGCAUCCCGGCUGCUGGACCGUCUGAAGCGCUCGCUGUUUAAGGACGGCCAGGGGGCGGGACCAGAGCAGGAGGAGGUCGUCAGACAGGAAGAGGAGGGGUUUAACAAUGAGCGCUGGGAGGCGGAGCUGGAGGAGGAGGAGGAGUCUGUGAGCGAUCGUCUCGGAGGAACGCUGUGCUUUGACAGCGAAGGAGGAGGAGGAGGAGGAGGGCUGGAGGAUGGAGCUGAGGGCGAUGGGUCGGGGAUGGACAGCGACUCCGACUUCCUGGGAGAGUCAAUGGAGGAGGGGCUAAGCAGCACAGACGCCAGUCCAGUGGGCGUGUCCCCGGUUGGGCCCUCCCCCUCUGCCAUGCUAACUCGCCAGCUUCAGGAGAGCUGGAGAAGCUUGCGAGGUCUCGGAGGAGGAAGCAGCGCCUCCUCUGGGAGGCGACAGACCGACAGCUUGUUGUUCGAGGUGACCGAUGCCAGUGUGGUGCAGGACGGCUCCUCCAAAUACGUCCUCUACACCAUCCAUGUGAUCCAGUCCGGCGGCAGCGACAAGACUCCGGCCAUCAUCACCCGCCGCUACUCGGACUUCCAGCGCCUUCACGCCACCUUGCGCCGCAACCACGGCGACCAGAUGGAGCGCGUCUGUUUCCCACGAAAGAAGCUACGCAGUAACUUCACGGCGGAGACGAUCGCUAAGCGUAGCCGGGCGUUCGAACAGUACCUGUCUCACCUGUGCUCCCUGUCGGCCCUGAAGGGGGCGCCGUGCGUCCGCCACUUCUUCUACCUGACCGACCUGCAGACUGGACAGCUGCUCAUCAGGGUGGCGCGGUACCAGGAGGCCUUGGGUCCGCUGCUCAACGCCAAGAGACUGCAACUCAAGCUGGGCUGGGCCAGUUACUAUGACAACCAGGCCCCUCCUCUGACCUCCACCCAUUGGUUCUUCACCCUGGUGGCGCUUUCGUGGUGUUUCCAGGAGGAGGACCAGCUGGAGGAGGCUCGAGACCACUGCGACCACGCCCUCCGUGUCCUGACCCCCGCCGAUGAGCCCCUCCCACCGGAUGAGGGACUCCACCCACAACACGAGAAGCCCCUCCCACUCCCACAGACGGACACUUGGCAUCUUAAUGGCGACGGGCUCCACCCCCUCCUGCUGCCGUUGUUGCGGGCGGUGGUUCGCAUGUCAUGGCAGACCGGUAAAGACAAGCGCCAGUGGGAGGAGCUUCUGCACCAGCUGGAGGAGCAGAGGGCGGGGCUUGACAAUCAUCCAACCAUCAAAGAGUUUUUGGUCAAACAUAACCUGCAGGAGAGCGACGGUUAGAUUGGCACGGUGCGACGUGAGUUCAGACCGCUGCAGACGAACAGUCGCUUCAUUCUCCGGUAUUUCAAGUUUGCUUUUAAAACCACAAACAAAAACGUUUCCUAGUCCAGGAAGCAGUCUCCACGGUGACCACUGGUCCAGGAAGUAGUCUCCACGGUGACCACUGGUCCAGGAAGUCGUCUCCACGGUGACCACUGGUCCAGGAAGUAGUCUAGCUGGUGACCAAACUUGAAUGACCAGAAACGCCGGUGAAGCCACUCAGAGAUUUAGUAACAUUGUAACGGAAACUACGCUGGACUUCCGAGCUGCCUCCAAAUGACUGAAAAUAUUCCAGCUGCUUCCAGAACGACUUCAGAGUCUCUGACGGCGUUUCUCCUCAGUGGCCGUGGUUCUCUGACCUUUGACGCCUUAAGUCGGUGAUGGCUGCAGCUCUGGAGCUUUUUAUUCCCAAGUUGCAUCGCUCUUCACUGGGAGCUGCUUUUAUUCAUGUUAUGCAAUUAUUUCCCCCCAAAAUAAUAUGAAAUACAAGUAAAGAAGAAGGGAACUCAUAAAACAUUAGCACCUUGUCUUUUAAAAAGGGCUUUUUUUCUUGUUUUGUAGGAAUUCAGGAUUUAGGAUCAAGUGUAAGAAUCCGAGAAAUAUUUAACUGUAGCCGGAGCUACAGGCUGUUUUUAGAUUCUUUGAUAUUUUACAGUAAUAAUCGAGGACGUAUCAUCCACAUGAAUGAAUGAAUGAAUGAAUGAAUGUCAAGUUUCCCCCGUUCAGACCUCACAUCAACACCUGGUGUCACCUGGUCCAUCUGCCUGGUGUUCAUUAAUUAAAAUGUGUCUCCAUUGAUUCGUCCCCAGCCAGAUCUCGGUCCGUGUGUAAAUGAGCAGCAGCGCCACCAUGUGGUCUGGAGAAUAUUUGUAUUAGCUGCUGUCUCAGAACCAGGAACUCAUGGUUGCUCAGACAUUAAACCACAAUUGCUCAAAAUUCCUGCAGCGAAACUAAAUCUUCGGUCUUUUAUUUAAAUAAUUCUGCGGAAACAUACGUUACGAGGAACUAGAAAACAUUGCGAGCUGGAAGUUCUCUCACAGCUGCUUUAUUGUAGAGACAAAGAGGUUCAUUUCUAACAGUGGAUGAAUGAAUGAGUUCAGCUCCUCUUCUGGUGGUGGUUUUUAACGGGACCAGGACUCAUUAAAGAUACGGAGACCGGAUCAUUGUGGAUAGAUGUUGAUGUGAAGUCUGAACGGCACCAGUGAAUCCUAACAUACAUUUCCUGAACUUCCACAUUUACUUUGUUGGUGCGUUAUGGACACGUCUGCAGGUCAGAGCACCUUAAAACGCCACAGAGGCCUUUACCUUCAGCAAUAAUCAACCCAGCACUCAGACAAUCAGUCGGCGCUCAGCGUUAUAAAGUAAGGGAAAGACUCAUGCUGCUUACAAAUGCUCCUCAGAAUGAUUCUGGUUGGGAUGUGUCACUCCCAUGAAGGUUUUAAUUCCAAUUUAAGGAGCACAUGAAUGUUCUUGCACUAUUUUAAAAGUGACUGGAGUGGCUGUGUUCACCUGCUUUUAAUCCUGAAGGAUGUUUCAUCAGCGGGAAUUACAAAACACUCGGAGCAAUGCCCCCCCCACCCCCGACCAUCUACGCGGAUGUUGUUUCUAUGGAUACCUGUGAAUUUAGUGGUUGUGUUGAUGUGGAGCGGACAACUAGAACGUCAGCAGGAGGAGUCGUGCCAAUGCCUCCGUUGUGGAUAUUAACUAAAACCAUUAUACAAGCACAAUAUUAUGCAAAUAACCACUCGUCACACUUGUUUCAUUUCUUCUUCUGCAUAUUCUGUUUGCAGUCUCGCAGCAGAGACUCGGCCUGUGAAGUUUUCUGUUAAAUGUUUGUGUUCGUGCUGCACUUUAAGCUCCUCAUUCACGCACUCGCUCAGCCAUCAGGGAGUUGAACCAUCAACUCUGGAAUUAGAGCACAUAUACACUCCCUGACCACUUCAUUAGGUACAGUGCUGCUGGUCUACCGCUCCAGUUUCUGGUGGAUUUUCAUUUUGUAGAGCUAUUAAAACUGACAAGUGUUCCUAUUAUUUUGACAUUGUAGCUACUUUAAUUCAGUUUAAUCAUCCAGUUAAAUCACCACCUUUUCUACACCAGGAGAACAUUAGAUCAGUCAUGAAUUAGGAUUCAGAUCUGAAUGCAUUCAGUGUACCUAAUGAAGUGGCCAGUGCAGUGUAUCAUUACAUAUCACACCUUAUUUCACUUUAUAUAAUUUUUUUGUCAUGAAUUUGUAUACAUGUUUUUUUUUUUUUUUUGGAGUGAUCAGUGGGAGGAGGUUGGGGUGGAUGGUUGGGUCGAAAAAACAGGCCAGACUGUGGUCUUUCCCUGAAUCCUUGUCUUUUACUGGAGUAGUGUCACAUCUUAAAGAACAGUCACGGGGGACUGCUAUCACUCGUGUACCUAAUGUUUUGGCUAAGUUAGUGGAUUAUGGAAGUCAGUAAAUCUUCACCGUGACACCUGAAAAAUUAAAUGAAUGAAAAGAACUAUGUAGCCCAGAAAAGCAUUUGAAACUUAAAAAAACUACAACUGUCUUUUAGAAAUGACGUUAUUGAACAACCAGUGUGUUAGCUUUGUUGGCCCUCCAUCGAGCCCAACCUCCUCCUCCUCCUCCUCCUGCUCUCUAUUCGGUCAUUUAAAAAAAAAACAAUAAACAAUCAAACCAUCGAUUUGAUUGUUCCUUUGUUCAAAUUAGGAAAACAUAAUUUCCUGGAGAUGGAUUUAAAGAAAGAUUCUACUUUGGAAAAAAAAUAUAUAUAAAUAAAUAUAAAACGGAUCUAAAUGAAUUUUUUGUUUUGUUUUGUUUUCAGUUUUACCGGAAUCUUAAUGUGAACUCAGAUCUGUUGUUUUUUUAAAAAAAUUUUUUAAAUGUUUUUUGUUUUACUGUAUAUAAAGAUGGACAAAAAGACGUCAUUACUGCAAGUUGUUGAGAACGACGACAAAAAGUGGUGUACCUGUGGUGUAGCAUGAGGAAGCUAAAUAAAAACGCUGAUCCAGUUUCAUUUUACCAGGACGUGCAUUCAUCGUCCUCCGUGGUAUUUUCGUUCAUUGGGACCUAAGAGGUAUAAAAAAUACUCUUUGAACUGGAAGUGGUUUUUUGAAAAAAAAAACAAUGUCAUGUCUCACACGUGGACACAGGGAUUAAUUCACGCUGUACUAAAAUAAAGUCACCAAUAUGUAACAAAUCGUGAGUUUAUUAAGAGCAAAAUCCAACGAGGCUCAUUUUAUUACACCGACUAGUGUGUUGACCCUUUGCUACCACUAGAUGGCAGACUAAAGCGUCCACUUAUGAGGACAAUGGGUUAAAAUGAAGCAGAAUAAGAAGCUGCCACAAACCUAAAAUCUUAAUGUCCCCAUAAGAGGACACAGGGUCUCAGGAGGUUAAUCGGGAGGUGGCAAAGAGUGUGUGUGUGUUGGGGGGGUUGUUGACAUGUCGCCGGCUAGCUGAUUAGCAUGAACUCUACGGAACGUCCGCACAGAAUUAGAGGAGAGUUUCCUGCAGGAUAAAUAAACGACGGAACAACAUUCACCUUUAUAGUGACAUCAAAUAACUAAGUUCACUUCAACAAACAUUAAUAUAGAAGAAGAAGUUCUGUCCCAUUAUCAGACCACUAGGGGGUGAUGCAGGUGACUCGUGGUCCAUCUUUAUGUACAGUUUGUAGUUGAACCCUGGUGUCCUCUCCUGGUUUGACUUCCACUCCAUGUGUUCUUAAGAUGUGGAUGCAGCGCUGCUUUGUAGAGCUUUAAUCAAGUAGAUUUUUGUGGAAUAAAUUUGUCACGAUGAAGUCCGGACUCGUUCUGGUCUUAUUACAGAUGAAUUUAUUGCAGAAGGAAUGUGAAGAUGACAAUCGGACAUCUUUGGAGUUUUAUAAUGAAUAAAGGUUUAAUAAUGUG
Messenger RNA from Mugil cephalus (flathead mullet), 5568 nucleotides. It is a transcript of the gene snx21, whose product is annotated as sorting nexin family member 21. NCBI's taxonomy places the organism in Eukaryota, Metazoa, Chordata, Actinopteri, Mugiliformes, Mugilidae. The record is from RefSeq and is a predicted model, not a curated record. Gene Ontology annotation, cellular component: early endosome membrane. The transcript is spliced from 6 exons. Gene Ontology annotation, molecular function: phosphatidylinositol phosphate binding. Gene Ontology annotation, biological process: protein transport. The coding region runs from base 331 to 1638 and encodes 435 amino acids.